UGAAAAAUGACCUUCUAUCGAUAUUGUAAGCUGCCGCAGCUUCGAAAGCUGUCUUAAGAUUAAAAUGAAUGCAUAAUUGUAGCAGAUACUAGUGCUUUGAUAUUUGUUGUGUUUUCAUUUUGGCUGGUUGGCAACACGCAUAGAAGUAUCGAAAGAUCGUGCCUAAAUGUCUGUUAUCGAUGUGUGAUCUGUUUGCAGCCCUGACUUUGGGUUUGUGAUUCCCGCCAAAACUAAGAUUGCAUUCGGCGUGUGACGGAAAUUGCGCUUGCGAAUCGUUUUGUUAUUCAUUGUUAAAAUAUUGUUUGAAAAUGGCACACGACGCGGAGCAAUACAUAAAAGAUAUACAGCGCGAGUAUGUGGACUUCCUCGACGACGAAGAGGAUCAGGGCAUCUAUGCCGGUCAUGUUAAAGACAUGAUUGCAGAAAAAAGCAAACGUCUGGUCGUCAAUAUCAACGAUUUGAAGCGUAAGAAUCAACAGCGGGCAUUGGGACUACUAAACAACGCAUCCGACGAGCAGCUGGCAUUUGGGCGGGCACUCAAAGAAUAUGUCUCAACUGUGGAUCCCAGCUAUGCCAAACAGCACGAAGACUUCUUUGUUGGCUUCGAGGGCUGCUUUGGCAACCGUCAUGUUACGCCUCGCUCCCUCACCUCCAUUUACUUGGGCAAUCUGGUUUGCGUGGAGGGCAUUGUCACCAAGGUCUCUCUCAUACAUCCAAAGGUUGUGCGCAGCGUUCACUACUGUCCGGCCACGCGUAAAGUGCUCGAGCGUAAAUAUACAGAUCUCACCUCGUUCGAGGCGGUGCCAUCGAGCGCUGUCUACCCCACCAAGGACGAUGAUGGCAAUCUGCUGGAAACCGAAUUCGGCCUGUCCGUCUAUAAGGAUCAUCAAACGUUAACCAUACAGGAGAUGCCAGAAAAGGCGCCGGCUGGCCAACUGCCGCGCUCUGUUGACAUUGUCUGUGAUGAUGAUUUGGUUGAUCGUUGCAAGCCCGGUGAUCGGGUCCAGAUCGUUGGCAACUAUCGCUGCCUGCCGGGCAAACAUGGCGGCUACACCUCGGGCACCUUUCGCACCGUUCUGCUGGCCAACAACAUAUCGCUGCUGAGCAAGGAGAGUAAUCUGGACAUCUCCCGCGAGGACAUUAUGCUCUGCAAGAAGCUGGCCAAGAACAAUGACAUCUUCGAGUUGCUUAGCAAGAGUCUAGCGCCCUCCAUACACGGUCACACGUUUGUCAAGCAGGCCAUUCUGUGCCUGCUGCUCGGCGGCGUUGAGAAGGUCCUGCCAAAUGGCACACGAUUGCGUGGCGACAUCAAUGUUCUGCUCAUUGGUGAUCCUUCGGUGGCCAAGUCGCAGCUGUUACGCUAUGUGCUGAAUACGGCACCGCGUGCCAUACCAACAACCGGACGUGGCUCGAGCGGCGUGGGCUUGACGGCAGCGGUGACCACGGAUCAGGAGACGGGCGAGAGACGUCUGGAAGCUGGCGCUAUGGUGCUCGCCGAUCGUGGAGUGGUUUGCAUCGACGAGUUUGACAAGAUGAGCGACAUCGAUCGCACAGCCAUACACGAGGUGAUGGAACAGGGUCGCGUUACCAUCUCAAAGGCCGGCAUUCAUGCUUCUCUGAAUGCGCGCUGCUCGGUGCUGGCGGCCGCUAACCCGGUCUAUGGACGCUAUGAUCAAUAUAAAACGCCAAUGGAGAACAUUGGAUUGCAGGAUUCGUUGCUCUCGCGUUUCGAUUUGCUGUUCGUCAUGCUGGAUGUUAUUGACAGCGAUGUGGAUCAGAUGAUUUCAGAUCACGUUGUCCGCAUGCAUCGCUAUCGCAAUCCGAAGGAGGCCGACGGCGAACCGCUCACCAUGGGCAGCUCCUAUGCUGAUUCGCUGGCCUUCGUCUCCAAUUCGGAGCAGAAGAAGGAGACGGAGCUGUAUGAGAAAUAUGAUGCACUGUUGCAUGGCAAAUCACGGAAGCGUCAUGAGAAGAUAUUGUCCGUGGAAUUUAUGCGCAAAUACAUUCACAUUGCCAAGUGCAUGAAGCCGAAGCUGACGGAGCAGGCUUGCGAAGCGAUUGCCAAUGAAUAUUCACGUCUGCGCUCCCAGGAGGCUGUCGAAUCGGACGUGGCACGCACACAGCCGAUAACGGCACGUACGCUGGAAACAUUGAUCCGUUUGUCGACGGCGCAUGCGCGCGCUCGCAUGUCCAAGACGGUGACAAUCGAUGAUGCGCAUGCGGCCAUAGAGCUGGUGCAGUACGCCUAUUUCAAGAAGGUGCUGGAGAAGGAUCGCGGCAGCAAGCGUCGUCGCAAUGGCAACGGCUCCUCGGACGAGGAGGAGGAGGACGAGGAUGGAGCAAAUGCAACGACGCGUUCGCCCUCGCGUCGCUCCAAACGCACGCGCACCGAACCGGAUCCAACUGUCGACAGUGACGAAGAGAUUGAAACGCCACAGCCAGAUGCUGGCGAUUUGACGCGUCGCGAAACGCGUCGCUCCUUGCCGUCACGCCAGCACAGUGUAGCCGCUGACACAAACUCUGCUAGCCAGAUCAGCUCGGAGCCUACAACCGCCACGCCCACAGUAACUGCCAGCAUCAGCGAUGAACGUCUGGGCGUGUUCAAGAACGGACUGCAGCGUCUGUUCCGCGAGGCACGCGAACAGAGUCUCCCACUGCAACGCAUCACAAAGGCGAUCAAUGAGAACAAUGCGGAACCCUUCACGGCCGGCGAAGUGGAUGCAGCCAUGCAUCGGAUGACCGAGGACAAUCAGAUAAUGCUCGCCGACGACAUUGUCUUUCUUAUCUAAUACUGAACAAUAUCUUUACAUACAUACAUAUAUAUAUAUAUAUCGAAUCUAAUCCCAUUUCCAACCAUCAUUUGGCUCGUUCUCCUUUCCAGUACGUACAAAUUCUUUAUGUGUAGCGAUUAAG
This is a messenger RNA of Drosophila hydei, 2913 nucleotides long. It is a transcript of the gene Mcm3, whose product is annotated as DNA replication licensing factor Mcm3. Lineage: Eukaryota; Metazoa; Arthropoda; Insecta; Diptera; Drosophilidae. Gene Ontology annotation, cellular component: MCM complex; nucleus. Gene Ontology annotation, molecular function: ATP hydrolysis activity; ATP binding; single-stranded DNA binding. The record is from RefSeq and is a predicted model, not a curated record. Gene Ontology annotation, biological process: DNA strand elongation involved in DNA replication; double-strand break repair via break-induced replication; mitotic DNA replication initiation. The transcript has 4 exons. The coding region runs from base 309 to 2789 and encodes 826 amino acids.